Prorocentrum cordatum is the source of this 896-nucleotide messenger RNA. The record is from the annotation of a GenBank genome assembly. NCBI's taxonomy places the organism in Eukaryota, Dinophyceae, Prorocentrales, Prorocentraceae.
GCGAACCGGCGGAAGAUUUACCUUCACAGGAUGCUUGGGGACGACGCCUCUGGCUCGAAGGGCAACGGUCACAGAUCCGUGACGUGGGCGUGGGCCCUCGGGUUCAGUGGCGGAUUUACGUAUGCGUGGCAACGUUCGUCAGCAUCAGGCGCAGCGGCGUUGCAUUGCGCCACGAAGUGUGGGUGGGCUCUGUCACCGGGAUCUAUAAGCAGCCGUUCUCCGUCUUGCCGGUCUCCAAGUUCUUCGAUGACAUCAACAGUCUCGAUGACAUUUUGAUGUGGCUGGAAUGGUUCACCUCCGCGAUACAGUCACAGUCAGCGAAUGGCGCUCAGGCGCUGUCGUUGAUGGGAUUUAACCGGAUCGUGCCCGCGGAGACCGACGAGGCCGCAAUUCGUCUCACAUACAGGCAGAUGAAGUUGACAGAGGCUCAGGCAGUUCCUGCCACUACAGAUCGUUUCCGGCCUAUGUACCCGAGCACGUGGCUGGCCGCCGAGCUCAAGGCUGGCACUGGGACAGGGGAUUUCGAGGACAAGGGGCUGAUACAACGCGGCGGCUACACGUGGAGGUACGAACAGGGGGUUGGCUACAGGGGACAGGGCGGCUACGUUGCCACGAUCGUGCUGCCCAACUCAGAGAUCAAUGACCCUGCUUACGUGCUAGUGAACCAACAGAACAUCACUCUUAUGGAUUUCCGUGACCUAUUCAGCCCAAUGUUUGCAAGUAUAGCUUUGGAGUUAGCCCUCUACAACCCCAACUACCAGAGCAUGUCCAUUGUCGAGUUGAUCUUCAACGCGCGCUCCACUGGUUUGCUGGUUGAUAAGAUAGUCAAUGCGAGGGGCAUGCUGCUGGAUACUCAAGACACCGUCGCCAACAUCUUCGAUAUUCGAAUUUUAUAA